AUGGCGGGGAAGCCUGUGCUUCACUACUUCAAUGGCAGGGGCAGAAUGGAGUCCAUCCGAUGGCUUUUGGCUGCAGCAGGAGUGGAGUUUGAAGAAAAAUUCUUUGAAACACGUGAAGAAUUUGAAAAGUUAAUUCAAGGUGGAACCCUGAUGUAUGAACGAGUGCCCAUGGUGGAAAUGGAUGGAAUGAAUUUGGUAGAAUCCAGGGCCAUUCUAAGAUACAUAGCUGCAAAAUAUGGCUUGUAUGGAAGGAACCUGAAGGAGCAAGCCUGGAUUGACAUGUAUGUAGAAGGCUUGAGGGACCUGAGUGACAUGAUUAUGUACUUUCCACUAUCUCUGCCUGAAGAGAAGGAAAUGAAUCUUGAGUAUAUUCUCCAGCGAGCCACUAUGAGAUUCUUCCCUGUCUAUGAGAAGGCACUAAGAGACCCUGGGAAAGAUUUCCUUGUGGGGAGUCAGCUGAGCUGGGCUGAUAUACAGCUCCUUGAAGUCAUCUUAAUGGCUGAAGAGUGCAAACCCAGUGUCCUCUCAGACUUCCCUCUGCUACAGGAAUUCAAGGUCAGAAUCAGCCACAUCCCCACAAUUUACAAAUUUCUCCAGCCUGGAAGCCAGAGAAAGCCUCCACUGGAUGAAGAAUCCAUUAAGAAAGUGAAGAAAAUAUUCAAAUUUGAAAAUGGCAUGUUUCUCAAAAACAUGAGCACUAUAGAAGCUGAGUAUUAGCAAUUCAAGAGGUUGAAUUCAAGAGGUUCAGGACAUACUGCACACUUCAUUUAUAGGAAGGCCCAGUAAAAUAUUCUAAAGAUAUGUUAAUAAAGAAAAGUAAUAAAUGCAUAAGGAAAUAAAGUCCCUAAAACUUGCCUGCAAAUUAGAAAACUCCUUUUCUAUUUUUCCUAAAUAUUCUGACACCACUUAGAAUGAUCCAAAUAUGAAUUCUUUAAAAAAAAUAAUAAAGAAUUCUUCUGGAUUUUCCAUGUGCAAAGGGUGAAAUCAUAAGUAAGCAAACAGAUAUCAAGGAUUUCUUUAAAAACCAAAAACCGAACGGCAAGAAGGGCAUGUAUCACCAUCAUUCACUUCUACCAUCUUUUGGGAACAGUCCAGGACUCUGUACAGCUUCAAUUACUUCCUAAAACUUUGUCACUUGAGUAUGUCACAGUAUUUCAUAUAUUUCUAUGAUCAAUUUCUAUAUCACUGUCAUAAUCAAAGGCUGAGUAAAAGCUGUUGUCAGUCUGAACCUGCAGGCUCUUCCCUUCAUCUUUGACAGGUGACAAAUAAGGAGAGUAGCUCAGUUAUGACAGUAUGUUCCAGCCUUGCUUGUGGUUAAUAAUUUCUUUGGCAUCAUUAGAAUUGAUGGGAUUUUUUKGGGGGGGUUCUUUUUUAAAGUAUAUCAAGGACUUUGUUUAAGUUUCCUUUGGGGUUCAACCAAUAGGGUUUGGGUUUUUUUCCUCUUAAUUGAAUUCCUUGUCACUAUCAGCUGGCAAAUGAAACCAACCUAGCACAACCAGAUCUAUUCUGCUGCUAAGGGCUGAAGACUCUGCACUCCCUCGCUUAAACAAAGGGUAUGGAAACCSAUAGGACUAAAAUCACAGGCUUUUAGACCUCUGAGGGGUCUUGUUGACCAUUAAGUUAAAGUCUUCCUUGAGGAAGAGGAAUUGAGUCCAGAGACA
Urocitellus parryii (Arctic ground squirrel) is the source of this 1661-nucleotide messenger RNA. NCBI's taxonomy places the organism in Eukaryota, Metazoa, Chordata, Mammalia, Rodentia, Sciuridae. The record is from RefSeq and is a predicted model, not a curated record.